AUGGCUCCUUCGCGGGGAUUGUCGACAGUCUUUUCCAUAUUAUCAUACAGGACCUCACAUUCAAAUCGAGUUUGUUCUUCUAUACGACCUCAAUUUAUCUCCCGAGCGUAUACAUCGAUCCCUGCAUCCUCAUUUGUGGAGCUAGUAACCAGACCUACCUCCAAGCACCAGAUCUACAUUUCACGGAGUCUAGAUCCCUACUUGAACCUCUCGAUAGAGCACUUUCUAUUACAGCGCACAUCUCCAGAGUCUGUUAUUCUAUUUUUAUAUACCAAUAGACCUAGCAUAAUUAUUGGACGAAAUCAAAACCCAUGGGUUGAGGUUAAUUUACGUCUUUUAAACGCAGCAAAGAAUGACAAUAACGACAUUGAGACCGAACCACCAAGUCUUGGUGACGUAUGGCUAGUACGCCGCAGGUCGGGCGGGGGAACGGUAUUUCACGAUGAAGGAAAUGUCAAUUACAGCGUCAUAUGUCCACCGGCCGAGUUCGCGCGAGACAAACAUGCGGAAAUGGUCGUUCGUGGCCUGAGAAACCUGGGCAUUGAUCGGGCCAGAGUGAACGAACGACAUGAUAUCGUGCUCGAUCAGGGUUCUCAAAGGAGUCAGGUUGACGAGGCAGAUACCCAUGUGACUCCCUAUACGAGCGACGACAGACUGCGAUCACUAAAGAUCUCUGGCUCCGCGUUCAAACUCACGAGACACAGAUCGCUGCAUCACGGAACGUGCCUCCUCUCGUCUCCAAAUCUCAACAUUAUUCCCGACUACCUACAUGCGCCAGCAAAGCCGUAUAUAAAAGCGCGAGGAGUUGAAAGCGUCAGCUCCCCCGUUGGCAAUGUGGGGUUGUCAAAUGGCGAGUUUGAGCGCGCCGUCGUCGAGCAAUUCUGUCGCCUUCAUAAUGUUCCACUUGACGCGAGUAGGGGCGCCAUUGAAGGAGUCAAUACUACCGUUUCCGAGAACGACAAUAAGUGGGUGAGCGCGGUCGUUGAUGAAGAAUUGGCCAGCAUUCCGGAGAUAGCCAAGGGCAUGGAUGAACUAAAGUCAUUAGAAUGGACGUUCCUACAGACCCCACAAUUUGUGCUCUCAAGCCAUCCAACGCCUGACGAUCCCCGAGAACGACCUACCCUGGAUAGUGCAAUUCCUUCUAAAACACAAAUAUCUCUAAAGUCCCGCUCCGGAGUCAUUCUAGAAAGCGACAUCCACAUUCCUUCAGACGGCCCUCUGGCAGAGACGCAAGCAGCCGAGAUCCACAAGGAGCUGGCGAACAAAAAGAUACACGAAAUCGACAACUGGGAAGCUUUGCUAGGCGGAUCCAAGGGUAUUGAAGACUCGAACCACACAAAAGCAAUUGGAAACUGGCUAGCGAAAAUGUUUGGAAAGGCAUGA
Messenger RNA from Xylona heveae TC161, 1383 nucleotides. Its product is annotated as lipoyltransferase. The record is from RefSeq and is a predicted model, not a curated record. NCBI's taxonomy places the organism in Eukaryota, Fungi, Ascomycota, Xylonomycetes, Xylonales, Xylonaceae. Gene Ontology annotation, cellular component: cytoplasm; mitochondrion. Gene Ontology annotation, biological process: protein lipoylation. Bases 1 to 1383 code for a protein of 460 amino acids. Gene Ontology annotation, molecular function: lipoyltransferase activity. The transcript is spliced from 3 exons.